This is a messenger RNA of Colletotrichum spaethianum, 585 nucleotides long. RefSeq names its product putative Na(+)/H(+) antiporter. Gene Ontology annotation, molecular function: acyltransferase activity, transferring groups other than amino-acyl groups. The transcript has a single exon. Bases 1 to 585 code for a protein of 194 amino acids. NCBI's taxonomy places the organism in Eukaryota, Fungi, Ascomycota, Sordariomycetes, Glomerellales, Glomerellaceae. The record is from RefSeq and is a predicted model, not a curated record.
AUGUCAUCCACAACACAAAUUAUUACGCACAGCAAUGGCGCCGCUGGUGGUGCUGUGAUAACUACAAAUCGGCUCAUUCUUCGGCCCUCCACCUUCGCAGACGCCCCGGAUAUGGCACGGCUUGCAAACAACCUCAAGAUAGCAGGGAACAUGCGGAACACCUUCCCAUCGCCUUAUCUGCUCGAGCAUGCUGAGGGCUGGCUCACACUAUGCGCCAAAGACCCGGGCAACUACUUCGCUAUUUGCAGAGCAGAGGAUGGGGCCUUCGUUGGCAACAUGGGCAUCAUUCGGGGCAAUGAUGUGCUGCAUCGCACCUGGGAGCUCGGCUACUGGAUCGGCGAGGAGUAUUGGGGACAGGGUUUCGCGAGCGAGGCUUUGGUAGCUCUCUGCAGAUUCUGCUUCGAGCAAAACCCUGAACUCUUGAGGUUAGAAGCAUCCAUGUUCAGUACUAAUGCGGCGAGCCGAAGAGUGCUCGAGAAGGCUGGCUGGACGUACGAGGGUACCAAGAGGCAAGCCGUUGAAAAGGAGGGCCAAGUCCUCGAUCUGUUACUUUUCUCGAUUCUUAGACAUGAGAGUCUCUGUUGA